AUGGAAGCUUGGGAUAGAUUGCGUGAUAUAUUCCAGGAUAAUCAACAUUCCCGUGCCGUUGCCCUUGAACAAGAUUUCACCACUGUCUCUAUGGUGCAUUUUCCUAAUAUCUCUGCUUAUUGUCAACGUCUCAAUUCCCUUGCGGAUCAAUUGAAGAACGUUGGCGCACCGGUGUCGGACAGUCGUAUGGUUUUGCAAUUGGUAGGUGGUCUUACAAAACCGUACCGUGGUGUGGGUACGAUAAUCCGGCAAAGCAAUCCUCUUCCUCCUUUCUAUAAGGCUCGGUCUAUGCUUGUUCUUGAAGAGGCCGGGAUGUCUAAGGAAGCAGCCACCGAAUCAGCUAUGGUGAUCACUUCAAAUGAUGACGGUCCGAUUACUUCUGAAAAAUCGGGUCGUUCUAAGGGGAAGCAAGGUGUGCAGCACUCUGGUGGUCGCCGCAACAACGGUGGCCGGAAGAAAAACAAUUCCGGUGGUGACGGACGCGACUCCGGCAGCGGCAAAGGUGGUGGCAGGGGACAGAACUCCGGUGGCCAACGUGGGAGCUCAUCAUUCCCGCAACAGCAGCAGCAUCAACCUUAUCCUUGGGGUUGGUAUGGUCAAGGUUGGCCCAUUCCACCUUGCCCAUUCCCAACUCAAGGUUGGGCCAGACCUCCUGUUCCUCAGCAGUGCCAGCCCAGUAUCUUGGGCCCAAGACCUCAGCAAGCCUAUGUUCAACAACACGCACCACUUAAUUUUGGGCAGCCCAUGUCGUAUGCUCCUACGGAUAUCGAGAAAGCAAUGCAUACUAUGUCUCUUCACUAA
This is a messenger RNA of Lycium barbarum (goji berry), 801 nucleotides long. RefSeq lists its product as uncharacterized. The record is from RefSeq and is a predicted model, not a curated record. The coding region runs from base 1 to 801 and encodes 266 amino acids. The transcript has a single exon. NCBI's taxonomy places the organism in Eukaryota, Viridiplantae, Streptophyta, Magnoliopsida, Solanales, Solanaceae.